AUGGCAGCACCAGGCAUGGCAGCACCCAUCAUCGUCAACGACGACGUGGAGAAUCCAGAGGCACGCAGAGAGCUUGUCGCUCGUCUCAUCUUCAACGCCUACUGCAACACAAUCUACCUCUUUUCUUUCAUGAUCUUGCUUAUGUGCUGUUCCUACUAUUUGCUUCUGCAUCUUGUCAUCUCGUACAUGAAGGCCCACAGCAGCCCCACUCCCGUCACUUCCGUCUCUCCCACCCCUCGCACUAUCUCCAGCAAUGACAAGUAUGGGAAGUGA
Messenger RNA from Laetiporus sulphureus 93-53, 273 nucleotides. RefSeq lists its product as uncharacterized. Bases 1 to 273 code for a protein of 90 amino acids. The transcript has 2 exons. Lineage: Eukaryota; Fungi; Basidiomycota; Agaricomycetes; Polyporales; Laetiporaceae. The record is from RefSeq and is a predicted model, not a curated record.